This is a messenger RNA of Tarenaya hassleriana, 2057 nucleotides long. RefSeq lists its product as uncharacterized. NCBI's taxonomy places the organism in Eukaryota, Viridiplantae, Streptophyta, Magnoliopsida, Brassicales, Cleomaceae. The record is from RefSeq and is a predicted model, not a curated record. Gene Ontology annotation, molecular function: glycosyltransferase activity. Bases 333 to 1817 code for a protein of 494 amino acids. The transcript is spliced from 4 exons.
ACACUCCAAAACGGCGUGAAGUUCAAAGCUGCCAAGACGAGACAAUUUCCAUAUCAGUUGUCUCACUUCACUUCCGGCGAACAUUUACAGUUCCCCCCGGCGACUGAUUCUUCCGGCGAAUUUUCCUUUCCAUUUUCUCGGCAAUCAAUCAGGCCUGCAGGCAGAGAAAUUCCCUAGUUUCUUCGCGGAUUCUUGAUUCGAUCGGUGAGGAAUUUCAGAGAUUGAGAUUGGUGAACCCUAGGAAUGAGUCUGUGGUGGAGGAAAUAAGAAGAACAAUGGGGAAGCAUUCGACGAGUGUGUGGAUCACAGUGCAGAAGAAGAGAUGACCACUGAUGAUACUCUUAAUUUUAUCGGUAUCAACCGCAGGUGUGGUUCUCGUGAGAUCUACGUUUGAUUCGUGCACUCUCAUGGGUAAGACGAGCGGCCAAUUCGCGGCGGAGGAGAAGGGAGAGAGCGGCGGCGCGAAGCUCUGGUCUGUUCCAGAGCCUCCGAAUCCUCUCAGUUUCAUGAAAUCGAAGCUCGUCUUUCUCGUGUCUCACGAGCUCUCGCUCUCAGGUGGACCUUUGUUGUUAAUGGAAUUGGCGUUUUUGUUGAGAGGAGUUGGAGCUGAAGUUGUUUGGAUCACUAAUCAGAAACCCCUUGAAGCUGAUGAAGUUAUCUACAGUUUAGAACACAAGAUGUUGGAUCGAGGAGUGCAGGUCAUCUCUGCAAAGGGUGAGAAAGCCAUAGAUACGGCUCUCAAGGCUGAUUUGGUUGUUUUGAACACUGCUGUUACUGGGAAAUGGCUUGACGCUGUUCUCAAGGACAAUGUUCAUAAAGUCCUUCCCAAAAUCCUCUGGUGGAUUCAUGAGAUGAGGGGACACUAUUUCAAAUCAGAUCUGGUUAAACACCUCCCGCACGUGGCAGGCGCCAUGAUAGACUCACAUGCAACAGCUGAAUACUGGAAGAACAGAACUAAAGCUCGUCUUGGGUCUGUUUCCUCUUAUGCACUUCCUAAUUCUUGUUCUUUUUUCUUGUAUACUGUCUCUCGGUGUUGGAAGCUUAACAUUGUGCUCUUGACUGUGCCACGACAACACAGGAUUAAAAUGCCGAAAACAUAUGUUGUGCACUUAGGAAAUAGUAAGGACUUGAUGGAAGUAGCUGAAGACGGUGUUGCAAAGAGAGUUCUGUGUGAGCAUGUGCGAGAAUCUCUGGGAGUGCGGAAUGAAGACAUACUAUUUGCCAUUAUAAAUAGCGUGUCGCAUGGAAAGGGACAGGACCUCUUCCUUCGAGCGUUCCUUGAAAGUCUUCAAAUAAUCAAAGAGAAGAAACUUGAGGUACCCACAAUGCACGCAGUGGUGGUAGGAAGCGACAUGAGCGCCCAGACAAAGUUUGAGGCAGAACUGCGUAACUUUGUUCAAGAGAAGAACCUUCAAAACUACGUCCACUUUGUCAACAAAACCCUAACCGUAGCCCCAUAUCUGGCAGCCACUGACGUCCUCGUCCAGAACUCUCAAGCUAGAGGAGAAUGCUUCGGGAGAAUAACCAUCGAAGCCAUGGCAUUUCACCUGCCUGUACUGGGUACUGCAGCUGGAGGGACAAUGGAGAUUGUCCUGAAUGGGACGACUGGUAUGUUACACGGUGUCGGGAAAGAAGGCGUAAUGCCUCUUGCCGAAAACAUGGUGAAGUUGGCAAAGAACGUGGAAAGGCGGCUCACGAUGGGGAAGAAAGGGUAUGAGAGGGUGAAAGAGAUGUUCUUGGAACAUCACAUGUCGCAUAGAAUAGCGUCGGUGCUCAGAGAAGUGUUGAAAUACGCGGAAGCUCGCUCCCGUUUGUAAAAAUCCGACCUUUUCAACCGGGUUUUCGUCGUCUCUCUCCGGUUAGAUCCUUUCCUUGGUUGAAUGGAGUAUGUUCCGGUCGAAUCCAUGUGGUUGUUCUGGAGCCUCUUGUACAGUACAUGUAGAAAGGAAGAUGGCCAAUUUUGCUUUAUACUACUCAAAAUGUAUUUACGUGUUUGUUUGUUUUUUCAAGCCGUAUAUUGUUAUUUUUAAUUUUUACAUCAGCUCACAUUUUUUUUA